GCGGGAGCCGCGCUCGCGCCGGGUUUCCUCCCCCGUGGAACCUGCGUUGUAACUAACUGCCAGCUCGUUAGCCGAUGCGGGUUCGAUAGGACCCCAACUGUAUGCCCAGGACGUGGGCCGCGGUCCGGAAAGCCCCGCGAGCCGGCCCCUCAGCGGGCAGUGCAGGUCCUAAUCUGAAGGAGUGGCUCAGAGAGCAGUUCUGUGACCACCCGCUGGAGCACUGUGAGGACACGAGGCUCCAUGACGCAGCCUACGUGGGGGACCUGCAGACCCUCCGGAGCCUGCUGCAGGAGGAGAGCUACCGGAGCCGCAUCAAUGAGAAGUCUGUCUGGUGCUGUGGCUGGCUGCCCUGCACACCGCUGCGCAUCGCGGCCACCGCAGGCCACGGGAACUGCGUGGACUUCCUCAUCCGGAAGGGGGCCGAGGUGGAUCUGGUGGACGUCAAGGGACAGACGGCCCUGUACGUGGCCGUGGUGAACGGGCACCUGGAGAGCGCCCAGAUCCUCCUCGAAGCCGGCGCCGACCCCAACGGAAGCCGGCACCACCGCAGCACCCCCGUCUACCACGCCUCUCGCGUGGGCAGGGCCGACAUCCUGAAGGCCCUCAUCAGGUACGGGGCCGACGUGGACGUCACCCACCACGUGACCCCUGACGUCCGGCCCCCCUUCUCCCGACGCCUCACCUCCCUGGUGGUCUGCCCGCUGUACAUCAGCGCCGCCUACCACAACCUGCAGUGCUUCCAGCUGCUGCUCCAGGCUGGGGCGAACCCCGACUUCAACUGCAGCGGCCCCGUCAACACGCAGGGCUUCCACAGGGGCUCCCCCGGCUGCGUCAUGGACGCCGUGCUGCGCCACGGCUGCGAGGCGGCCUUCGUGAGCCUGCUCGUGGACUUCGGAGCCAACCUGAACCUGGUGAAGUGGGAAGCCUUGGGCCCGGAGUCCAGGGGGCGACGGAAGGUGGACCCCACGGCCCUGCAGGUCUUUCAGGAGGCCAGAAGUGUCCCAAGGGCCUUGCUGAGUCUGUGCCGUGUGGCCGUGAGGAGGGCUCUCGGCAAACGCCGGCUCCACCUGAUUCCCUCGCUGCCGUUGCCAGACCCCAUGAAAAGCUUCCUGCUGUACCAGUAGAAGGCGAGGACGUCGAGGAGGAGGAGGAGGAGGGUGGCCCUGGAGGUGACCCCGUGUGUGACCCUGUGUGUGUCCCCACACCGACUGGGCCCUGUUGAGCUGCCGGUGAAGAGAGACACGGCCGUGUUCUGGUCGGGGCUCCGGCUGCGGCCGUGGGGCAUCCCACAGCCCUUGGGUCCUUGUCAGCUGAGAGGCUCAUACAGACUUAAUUUUGUUCUUCUUCACUAUCUCUGUUUUGGAUUUUCACAAGUUGCAUAAUAAUGAAGUGAGUGCAAGUAUGGGCUGAGGUUGGAGGGCUGCUGAUACUCCCAGUAAGGAAGUCUUCUAGCACUUUCCAGAACUGUGCUUCUGUUUAUAUUUUUACUUCUCAAUUAAUUGUUUGAUUCAAGCCUUCUAAUACCUAAACAAAAAGGGAGUUUUGAUAACAGAGUACAGAAACGCAGUUCACGAACUCGCUAGUUCCUUUCCGUGCUCCCGGGGUGAACACGUGGCAUUUGUCAUACAUACACCCUUUCCUUGUCAAUUCAGUUUUCUCUCCUUGUGGUGGGAGUAUCACAUUCAUUGUCUUUAUUCUUGGAUGGUUUCCUGGCCACAGGGAUUGGCUGUGUCAUCUCAAGGUCAGUACUUGCCGUCGUUCAGAAUCUAGAGCGGUAUCCCCCAGCGUCCCACAGUGCUGUGCCUGCUCUGGUACUAACUCUGCCUGGCGCCGUGCCAGCAGGUCCCAGGAGUCCUUGGCCGUUUCACUCUGGGGAGCGUCCAGACAGUGAUCGAUUUGGGGAGGCCCCCCCGGACACGCCAGUAGUUGACUGCCUGCGUUCGGACUGAGGACCGCCCACAGCAUCCACUGCCAGCCAACAGAAGAGACCUCGGCGCUCUCUCCAGGCCCUGCGUGUCCCAGGGGAGGAGACCUCUUGCCCUUUGGAUGGGUCCAGGCUCCCAGGUGCCUGGUGUACAGUGGAAGGAACAUCUGGGACGGUUGCUUGGUUGCUCUCCACUUUUUGGACCUGAAGUCUUGGUGGUGGCAGAGAGCAGUGAGGUCAGAGGUCACCCCAGCCUGCCUGAUGGUUUCCCUGUGUCUGAAACCCGGAGUCAGGGCCCAGUCGAGCUGCAGGGUGCGCUGCUUGCUGAUGAGAAAUCCGUCUCGGAUCCCUGUACCGGCCCGCAUGCUGUCGAAGGGCAUCGUGCCCUGCUGCCCGCUGGUCCCGGGGCCACCUCCGAGAUGCCCGCGCGCCGUGUUGGGCAGUGCAGAGCCAGCGUCCCUGCGGCGGCCACCCCCGAACCCGUGGGAGACUCCUAGGAAGUUGCGAGGCUUCUCCAGACCGCCUGUGCACCCUUGGAUGUCGGCGCUGGUGCCCGCGGGGUCUUCUGGCCCAGGGCCCGCGGUUCUGCUUCUCUUCCCCUGGCCGCUUGCCAGCACUCGGUGACCAGUCCUGAGGGGCCUGGGCUCCCCGCCAGCUCGGAUCUCCCUCCUGGAAGUGGCUCCUUUGGCCACAUGACCUUCUUUCCCUGGCUCACAGAGGCCUCGCGUCCCCCUCCCCCGACGCGACUCCCUUGGUGCGCGUGCUUACGCGGUGGCGGGUUCACGUCCCAGGAGGGCUCCACGGGAGGCGCAGGCCGUGCCGAGGACGCUGUAAGCCCCCGGCAGGUAGCGAACGCUGGGGACGCGAGGCGGGGGCAGGGGCUUCUGUUGCCUUAAAAUGUCGUCGGUUGCUCAGUGCCUGGGAUGCAGGGGGACCCCUCCUUUUUAAAGUUACUUUGAUUUCAGAUUUCUACCAAGUAACGUAUGAACGUGCACAAAUUCAGUUCGAGUGUGAUAUUUGUGAGCGCAGCUCUUGCGUGUGUAAACCACAGUUUGCUGCCGUGACCGAGCCGGCGGUGUCCCGCUCCGCCUGCGGGCUUUGCACAGUGGCCCCCCCGGCCCCCCGCUGCUUCUUGGUGUUGGGCACGUGAGGUGCGACCUGCUCCGGGGCCCAUGUCCCUGUGGACUUCCGAAGGGACUGACCGCAGACCCCCAGCGUCUCCUUUCGGCUGUGGCGAUGAGCGCGGGUUCGGCCACCGUGAGUGGGUGAAGAGCUGUUGAAAGUGCAUGGACACCUUUGGCGCGUUGCUGUGACUUUCCUAGACGCUUUAUUCCCCUGUGAUUCCUCCCGAAUGCCUUAAUUUUGUGGACUGCUUAUCUCAAUGGGUGGCCGAGGUGGCCGUGCGAAGCCUUUGUGUGUGCGUCUCAGGUAGAAGCCGCUGGCUCUCCGGACAGUCGGAUGAGCUGGAGAGAGGGCCUUGUACAAAACGGGAGUUUGAAACCGCUCUGGGGGACCCCGGCGCCCUCGGGAGGCACCCACAGUGUGGCUCAGGGUUAAACUGCGGGAUGAGCCUCUUUUACUUAGGGGGGUUUCUGGUUUGAAGAGAGCGUGCCUCUAAAAGCGUUUGCAACCCACGGCUUUCAAGGGUGGUGACAGUGUUCCUGUGGGGUGAGGACGUGGCGUUUCGAGCCCCCAUUCUGUGUGACUUGUUUUGAAAGUGGGAGGGUGAGGUGUGAAGCUUUGGGAUGAACCGGGGAAUGAACGAGCUGAAUAAAGAUCAUUCCUCUCUCCACGAA
Messenger RNA from Pteropus alecto (black flying fox), 3720 nucleotides. It is a transcript of the gene ASB1, whose product is annotated as ankyrin repeat and SOCS box containing 1. Gene Ontology annotation, molecular function: protein binding. The transcript is spliced from 6 exons. The record is from RefSeq and is a predicted model, not a curated record. Gene Ontology annotation, biological process: intracellular signal transduction; protein ubiquitination. Gene Ontology annotation, cellular component: ubiquitin ligase complex. The coding region runs from base 102 to 1124 and encodes 340 amino acids. NCBI's taxonomy places the organism in Eukaryota, Metazoa, Chordata, Mammalia, Chiroptera, Pteropodidae.